AUGUGCGUCCGGUCGGGCAUGGAGUGUCGGCCUCGAUCGGAGCCUGAAUCCACCAGAUCCUCGUCGAAGCGGCACAAAGCAAGCAAUACCCCGGGCAGUUACGGUGGGGUUACCGCAAAGGUGGCCAGGCGCCGCCGAAAUGUGUCUGCAAGUCCGGAGAUAGUCGUGGGCCGGUCGGCGCGCUCCACUCACACGUCGCCGGAACGAGCCUCUCCACUGGGCCGGCAGAUCACCAGCUCCAUAGAGACCCAGCAAUUCGGUGCCAACAGGUCCACGAUAUCUCUAGCUAUGAACGUGUACGAGAAUCUCGGGACGCAGGCACCUACGAAGGGCUCCACAAUCCCGGGUGACGCCUCGCCAGCUUCACCCAGUGGCCCGACGUGGGAAUUGCAAUUAAUGCAAAUGCCCGCCCCAUCGGUGAUGGAAAGUUUGAUUGAAGUGUACUUUGACAAGAUACACUGGUUCAUCUGGAUAUUUCACAAGCCAACCUUUAUGAGGCAGGCUCGCGAUAUUCUAUCGGCGGCCACUUGGCGACGGGAGGAUAUGAGUAAGAUACUUGUUACCCUAACUGUCGCCGCGCUUGGUCUCAAGUGCGCGAUCCAAAACACCUCGCCACAAGGCCAGCAGUUUCUCUCCUCAGUCUCGUCUGAUCCGCAACGACUCAUGGACCAGAUGAUUGGAGAGGUACGGGUUCAUCUCAUAGACCUUCUCGACGACAGCCGCUUGGAGACUGUCCAGGUUUGCGUGCUCCUUGGUGCAUUCUACAUCUUCCAUGGUUCACCGAGUCUAGCCUGGGCUAUGAUUGGCCUAUCUGUUAGAGCAUCCUACGCUCUGGCAUUGCACUGCGAGUUGGACUCCGAUGAUCAAGUCGACACGCAGGUCCGCCGCCGCUGCUGGAAUCACAUCACUGUUGCCGACACCUUUGCUUCUCAGAUUUAUGGGAGACCCGCAUCUCUCGACGCCGCCUUUUCCAACUUGCUGCCGCUUGCAGAUAUAGACGAUACUGCAAUUGAUGUUCUCUCCAACGAGUCCCAAACGGAGGAUAGGGCUGGUGACGGGAAGGUGACCGCCUUGACAUUUCACUGGCUCAAGUAUAAGUUGUACGAGAUCAUCCGAAAGACCCUCUCCACCUUUAGGCUGCUGCAGCUACGGAAUCCUAUGACGGCGGAAGACUUGCAGUCCCUGCUAGAUGCCGUCCAACGUGCUGAUAUGCACCUAUCAGAGUGGCGAGGAGCGCUUCCGCGGCUGCUAGACAGUGACGAUUUUCUAGAUGAGGAUCAUCCACAACAAUCAUCCUUCCAGGAACGUUUUGAGGGCCAAGGGGGAAAGGACUCAGACUCGGCGCUGCGGCGUCUCAGGUUGCAAGCAUUGUUGUUGCAAAUCACCUACGACGCGGCCAUCAUACUCGCACAUCGGCCGCUGUUAGAACACAGCCUUUCGGCAGAAUAUCGCCAAGGCAUAUCCAAGAGUUCCAGAGACCUAGUGUCGAGAUCCUUUGAUGUUUCUGUCAAGGCAGCGCUACGCAUGUCUCGGACGCCUAUUAUGCAGUUCGAGCACGAAUUCUGCUUGGCGUUUAUCUUCAUUCAUCUUUUCACCGCCGGAGUUAUACUCUGCAUUCCGCCGACCAGUCAUCCAUACAGCAGCAUUGCGCAGGAAUCUAAAGCUGGCGUGUUUCGGAUUAUCCAAGCCGCCAAGGCACUCAGCCCGCGUAGCCAAGUUGCACGUCACGCCGAGCAGCUCCUCAGCGAUCUCUUACAACUCAGUAUGCACCGCGAGGUCGACAUGGUCUUCAAAGAGGACCGCAAAAUGGACCAAAGGCCUGCGUCAAAUCAGUCCCCGGCCGAGCCUGCACGCAUCACUAUUAAUGCGUGCGAGGUCAGAUUGUCGUUGGCCGAGAACUACCACAAUCCACCAGAGCGUGAUAUCAACCAGCAAGGCCAAUACAGCGAGACCAUUCUGUCAGUUCCGCCGACUUCGGAGACGCCCCUGCCGUCGCAUCAACAAGACCCCGACUCAGGAGGCUUCAGAAAUGAGUGGGUAGAGCCAUAUCCAGUCUUUAGCCUCAUGAACGCUGUUGGCUCCGAGACUCAACCCCUCGAUUUGCCGCUGGAUGAAGCUUUCGGCGCUUUUGGCCAAGUCAUGUUUAACCUAAUGCCCGAUGACCCCUUGAACAGUUGGGGUUGGGGGAAGGGAUCUAUCUAG
Messenger RNA from Scedosporium apiospermum, 2202 nucleotides. RefSeq lists its product as uncharacterized. Gene Ontology annotation, biological process: DNA-templated transcription. Lineage: Eukaryota; Fungi; Ascomycota; Sordariomycetes; Microascales; Microascaceae. The transcript has 2 exons. Gene Ontology annotation, molecular function: DNA binding; zinc ion binding. The coding region runs from base 1 to 2202 and encodes 733 amino acids. The record is from RefSeq and is a predicted model, not a curated record.